Pocillopora damicornis (cauliflower coral) is the source of this 593-nucleotide messenger RNA. RefSeq names its product troponin C. The record is from RefSeq and is a predicted model, not a curated record. Gene Ontology annotation, molecular function: calcium ion binding. NCBI's taxonomy places the organism in Eukaryota, Metazoa, Cnidaria, Anthozoa, Scleractinia, Pocilloporidae.
AGUAUUCCUAAUGUGACAUAGCGUAAGUAUCCAAUAGAUUUACUGAAAAAUAAUUCAUCCAUGGACUUAUUGAGUGACUGCCCAGGGGGGUUUACGUGAUUAAUUUAGUCACAAAAAUAACGAUGACUGUUGAUGGGGUAUUUUGAAUGCGUCAUAACAAACACAAGCACGAGUUGUAGUUACCACCUAGCUAGGAUAUAAAACACGUUGUCAGUCAUGCCCCGUUUAGAUCAGAGUGAGAAACUAAGCUUGAGCUGAAUAUAACGCGCUUUCUUAAGAUGGUAUCUCGAGGCCACAGAAAAUUAAAGGAAAAGAAAAUAAACGAAGAAGACCGUCAAAACUCCUGCCACACAACAAAAGAUCUUAUGUCUGCCUUCCAUAUUUUUGACGCUCAGAAUAAAGGCUACAUCGAGUCACGUGAAUUAAGAGAAGCACUUGGACUUACAGGUGCUGGUAUCCCUGACGACGAGCUUAAGAAAAUGUUACAAGAAACAGGUCUUCUGACAGACAGAAAGAUAACCUUUGCAGGUAAAUUUUUAUGCCGACGAUUCAUGUAACAACAGCCGCGACAACAACGAAAAUAACAUAACAAU